This is a messenger RNA of Puntigrus tetrazona (Sumatra barb), 1582 nucleotides long. RefSeq names its product guanylate-binding protein 1-like. The transcript has 6 exons. NCBI's taxonomy places the organism in Eukaryota, Metazoa, Chordata, Actinopteri, Cypriniformes, Cyprinidae. Bases 17 to 1138 code for a protein of 373 amino acids. Gene Ontology annotation, molecular function: GTP binding; GTPase activity. The record is from RefSeq and is a predicted model, not a curated record.
UCCUCUUUCGCCGGUCAUGCGAGUUUUUCCAUCGUUUGUCUGGGUUGUUCGUGACUUCACUCUGGAACUGAAACUAGAAAACGAGCCAAUAACAUCAGACGAGUAUCUAGAGAGUGCACUGACACUGAAAUCAGGUAGCUCACGUCAAACUGAGCAGUAUAACCUGCCUCGCAGCUGCCUGCGACAUUUCUUUGCGGUGAGGAAGUGCUUUGUUUUCACCCGGCCUGCUAGUACGCAAAACAUGAGAAGAAUGGAGGAGCUGACUGGGAAUGAUCUAGAUUCAGAGUUCCUUGAGCAGGAAAACACCUUCUGCCAUUACAUUUUUGACAGUGCAGAUCCAAAAACAGUCAGCGGAAGCCGUGUAAUUACUGGGACAGCUUUGGGUAAUCUCGCCGAGGUUUACAUUGAGGCGAUCCGCAGCGGGAAGAUUCCUUGUUUGGAGAAUGCAGUGGUGUCUCUGGCUAAGAUCCAGAACGUCCAUGCGGUGGACGAGGCCCUGCAGUUUUACAUGACUGAGAUGUUCAGCAUGGCUCAGCUUCCUCUGCGCCCAGAAGAGCUGUCCGACAUCCACACAGAUGCAGAGAAGGCGGCCAUUGAAGUAUUCAUCACCAUGUCCUUCAAUGACAAUGAACAGAUCUACCAAAAAGGGCUCAUGGAGAAACUGAAUGAUGAAUAUCAGCAAAUAUGCCGGCAAAAUCAGGAAGAAUCUAUCAAGCAGUGUAAAGCUGUUCUGCUUGAGGUGUUUGAUACACUCGAGAAAUGUGUUUCUGAUGGAUUGUACCUGAGACCUGGAGGAUACCAACAGUACAGACACACACUCAGAUAUCUGACCAGUGACUACAGAGAAAGAACACACUCACAAAUAAUGAAUGAAGAAGUGUUGAGCAAGUUUUUGAAAGAAAAGGAAGAUAUUGGAAAUUUUAUUCUACAAGCUGACCAAUCUCUUAGUGAAGCGGAACAGGAAAAAGAGGUGCAGAGCUUGAAGAAUGAGAUUCUAGCGCAACGACAAAGAGGUCUAGAGGAACAGAACCGGCUACAGGAGCAGGCUUAUAAAGACAUGCGGAGAUCCCAUAAAGAACAUGUGGAUCAGAUCAUUUGUCAGAUGGAAAGAGCAGGAGAGAAUGAGGAGAGACAAUGAACGAGUCCUGGAAGUCAAGCUAAGAGUAAGAACAGGACACUUUAAAAUCAUAGACUUUGCUUGUUCCAGAGAAGUCACCUUCAAAAAAGUCCUGGUUAGCAAUUUUUUUCACUUGUGGCUGUUUGUGUUGCACUGCAGGAGAAAGAUGCUCUUCUAGAGAAGGGUUUGCAGGAGCAAGCCUUAUAGAUGCAGAGGCAGGUCUCAGUGCUACAGCAGAACUGAUCUUGGGCUUUGUCAUGAAAUGGUUCAAAUAAGAGUGGUUGCAUUGGAUUCUGAUUUAAAAAAGUGCAAAAGUCAUGUAGUAGAUGUGUGGAAUUUGUCAUUUAAAUGUUUAAAUUCUGAAAGUUUUUAAAAACCUUUAUCAUUAUAGUUAUCAUCCUUGGUGUAAACGGGCCGUAAGCCUCCAAGCAAUGAGUUUUAUGGUGCUUUCACUGUGUGUUAUUU